AUGUUGAGGGACAUGGACCAGCUCCCGCUCGACCUCGCCAACCCUCUCGACCUCGACCAACUCGAUCAACACGAACUCCACCUCCAGCUCAACCAGCUCGUCGACGACCUCACGUCCGACCCGGCCGCCGUCACCGAACAACACUGCUUCGACCAGGUCGCAUCCUUCCUCCAAGGCGCACAGCACCUUCCUGGACCCGCCCUCUCCAAGCUCUUCGACGCCCUCACCUCGAGCUUCUCGGCCCUCCUCGAUCUCGUGCGCCAGUCCGACACCAGCCCGACCGACCACACCGCCUACCGCGCCCACCGCCACGCCCUCGAGGCCCAUGCCCUGUUCGCCAUGUGGAGCGUCCAGGUCGGCGAGAAGGCGGCGGCGGCCCAGGCGGCGCUCGAUGGAGAGACGGGCACGGGCAAGGGUCGCAAGAAACCCGCCGCCAAGAGCAAGGCCAAGGGCAAAGGCGCGCGCGACGCGUUCUCGUGGGUCGACCAGGUCCCGGACGUCCUCGGCGUCAUGGUCAAGGCGUUGCGCACGCUGCGCACCGAGCGCAUCUGGCAGACGACGGCCGAGCGCGACAGCGUCAUCUCCAACUGCUUCUUGCGCCCCGUCAACCUCCUCGCCGAGACCGAGGCGUACCUCAAGGUGCCCGAGAUCAAGGCCGGCAUCUUUCGCGUCAUGUGCCUCGCCGCAAAGGGUCACGGUCAAGCCUUCAACGUCCAGAUGACCAUCAUGCAGAACCUCCAGUACACCGAGCACCUCGCCGAGCCCAUGGCCGAGCUCGUCACCGUCUACGCCAAGGAGUUCGACCAGGACGUCCUCGGCGAGAAGGUCCUCGGCGAGAUUGCCGACCGCCAGUUCAACGCGCAGGACACCAAGGGCCCGAGGUCGUUCUCCAAGUUCCUCAUCCGGCUCGCCGAGACGAGCCCACGCAUCGUCCUCAAGCAGAUCGUCCUCUUGCAGAAGCACCUCGACAGCGAGUCGUACCCGAUGCGCAACGCCAUCCUCGAGGUCCUCGGCCUCCUCCUGCGCGAGCUGUCCCUCACCGAGUCGGGCGCCCUCUCGCUCGAGCCGGCCCAGCACACGCGCCUCCUCACGUCGUUCCACGCACUCCUCACCGAGCGCCUCCUCGACCUCAACUCGUACGUGCGCGCCAAGGCCGCCUCGGUCCUGCGCGACACGUGCUCGCUCCCGGCGCGCGUCCCCUCGCUCCGACUCGAGCUCGCGCGCCUCGCGGCGAGGAGCCUCCACGACAAGGCGGCGAGCGUGCGGCGCAACUGCCUCGCCCUCUUGACGCGCCUCGUCCUCACGCACCCGUACGGCCGCAUGCACGGCGGCGAACUCGCGCUCGACGAGUGGCGCGCGCGCCUCGCCAAGCUCGAGGACGAGCUCAAGGUGCUCGACCUGCCCGACGAGGCCGAGCGCGAGGCGAGGCGCCUCAUGGACGGCGUGCCCGAGGGCGAGGACGAGGGCGACGAGAGCGAGGACAAGGAGGGCGACGAGGAGAACCCGGCGGCCGAGAAGGACGAGGACGACGACGACGACCACGGCCCCGACUCGGACGAGGACGGCACGCCCAAGAAGCGUCGUUCUUCGGCCGUCAAGGCGGGGCGCAAGCGCGCUCCUCGCCGGUCGCAGCUCGAUCUCGCAGCCGCCGACCAGUCGGUCGUGCUCGCCCAGGUCGAUGGCGACACGCUCCAGCGGCUGCGCCUCACCAAGGCCUACUACGUCGACGCCAUCAGCUUCAUCGAGGCGCUCGAGGGCGCCAUGGACACGGUCACCGAGCUCCUCGCGUCGAGCGUCAAGAGCGAGGUCCUCGAGGCGAUCGAGUUCUGCCGCGUCGCCAAGGAGUACCGCCUCGAGGCCGCCGAGCAGGGCGUCCGCCGCAUGCUCCACCUCAUCUGGACCAAGGACGACGCGCCAGCUUCGGCGGCGGCGGCGUCGGGCGCGGGCGCGCAGGGCGACGGCGGCGAGGACGGCGAGCGCGAGGUCAAGGGGAUCCGCAGUCGGCUCAUCGAGUGCUACUCGCAGCUCUACUUUGAGCCGCCCGAGAACCUGAGCGACAAGGACCAGGUCGCGUUCGUCGCCCGCAACGUCAUCGAGCUCACCCGAGACGCCACGCUCGCCGAGCUCACGUCGCUCGAGCAGCUCCUCGCCGUCAUGAUGGCCAAGAGCGUCGUCGACGACGAGGUCAUCACCAAGCUCUGGCAGGUCUACAGCACGUCCAAGGACAUCCCCAAGUUCCAGCGUCGCGGCGCCAUCAUCGUCCUCGGCAUGUUCGCCCAGACCAAGCCCGAGGUCGUCGCCGACCACGUCGAGACACUCCUCCGCAUCGGCCUCGGCCCGCUCGGCCGCAAGGACCUCGUGCUCGCCAAGUACACGUGUAUCGCUCUCGGCAGGGUCGGCGGCAGCGUCAAGAAGGUCAAGGGUUCGCUCAACGACGCCCAGGUGCGGCUCCCGAUGGACAGCGCCGUCUUUUCUCGCCUGUCCGACACGAUCCAGGCGCCGUCAUCGUCGCGCGAGUGGUUCAGCAUGGCCGAGCAGGCGCUCAACACGGUCUACACGCUCGGCGACCAGCCCGACAAGCUGUGCUCCGAGGUCUUGCGCCGCAUGACGGUGCGCGUCUUUGGGCCCAAGGCCGGCGCGACCCCGGCGGCGCACGUCGAGGCGCACGAGGGCGACGGCGAGCCGGCCAAGAUGGACGAGGACGUCGACGAGAACGAGGGCGAGCCUGCGCCAGCGGCCGACGCCGACGCCGACGCCGAGAUGGUCGACGGCGACGAGGCGGCAAACCAGCCGCAGCCGGCGCCGCAGGGCUCGCCGUCGACGGGCAACGCGUUCGAGCUGUCGCAGCUCCUCUUUGUCGCCGGCCACUGCGCCAUCAAGCAGCUCGUGCACCUCGAGCUCGUCGAGCGCGACCUCAAGCGCCGCAAGGCCGACGACGACAAGUCCAAGGGCGGCAAGAAGGCCGGCGACGACGAGCUCGACCAAGUUGCGGGCUCGGUCGAGGACGACAUCGGCGACGUGAUCGCCGCGUCGCGCGAGAAGGAGCUCCUGUACGGGCCCGACAGCCUCCUCGCCGUCUUUGGCCCCAUGGCCUCGACCGUCGUCGCGCAGCCCAAAAUCUACAAGAACCCGAUGCUGCAGACGGCCGCCACCCUCGCCCUCAGCAAGUUCAUGUGCGUCAGCGCCGAGUUCUGCGCCGAGCACCUCAUGCUCCUCUUCAAGGUUCUCGAGACGUCCAAGGAGCCGGCCGUCAGGAGCAACAUCGUCAUCGCGCUCGGCGACAUCGCCGUCUGCUUCUCGACGAUCAUGGACGAGAACUCGGACCGCCUGUACGCCGGCCUGCACGACAAGGACCUCACCGUCAAGAAGAACACCCUCAUGGUCCUCACGCACCUGAUCCUCAACGGCCAGAUCAAGCCCAAGGGCCAGCUCGGCGAGAUGGCCAAGUGCCUGUCGGACGACGACAAGCGCAUCAAGGACCUCGCCCACCUGUUCUUCGAGGAGCUGUCGACCAAGGACAAGGCCAUCUACAACAACCUGCCCGACGUCAUCUCUCACUUGUCGACUGGCGCCAACCCUGUCGACGAGGACACGUUCCAAACGUCGAUGAAGUUCAUCUUCAAAUUUGUCGACAAGAAGAAGGAGGCCGAGUCGAUCGUCGAGAAGCUGUGCCAGCGGUUCCAGACGACGAACCAGCCUCGCCAGUGGCGCGACAUCGCCUUCUGCCUGUCGCUCCUCCCGUUCAACUCGGACACGGCCGUCAAGAAGCUCGUCGAGGGCGUCCCGUUCUACCAGGACAAGCUCCACGAGGAGACCGUGUACAAGCGCUUUGGCGAGAUCCUCACCAAGAUCCGUGCGCCGACGAACAAGCUCAACCGCACCGAGUCGGACCUCAAGGAGUUCGAGGACGCGCUCGAGGCUCACCGGGCCAAGGGCGCCGAGGACCAGGACCUGCAGCGCAAGGUGCAGAAGUCGCGUGCUCGAGGCGGUGCGCGAGGCGGUGCGGCGGCAGCCAAGGCGUCGGCCGCAGCGGCGGCGAGGGCCGCCAAGGCGUCGGGCUCGGGAGCUGCGCCGGCGAGGAGGGGCGGACGGCGUGCGGCGGCGAGCAAGGCUGCCGCGAGGAUGCAGAGCGAGACGCCGCCGAGCUCGCCAGAGCGAUGA
Molecule: messenger RNA, 4161 nt
Organism: Rhodotorula graminis WP1
Lineage: Eukaryota; Fungi; Basidiomycota; Microbotryomycetes; Sporidiobolales; Sporidiobolaceae
Exons: 16
Coding region: 1-4161 (1386 amino acids)
Biological process (GO): mitotic chromosome condensation; meiotic chromosome condensation; mitotic cell cycle
Cellular component (GO): nucleus; condensed chromosome, centromeric region
Molecular function (GO): histone binding
Source: RefSeq, a predicted model, not a curated record